Molecule: messenger RNA, 717 nt
Organism: Dibothriocephalus latus
Lineage: Eukaryota; Metazoa; Platyhelminthes; Cestoda; Diphyllobothriidea; Diphyllobothriidae
Source: the annotation of a GenBank genome assembly
AUGAGCUCUGUCAGCACAAAAGUUAAGGGAAUAAUGAUUCGUCAAUAUCCUUCCGAGGACGAUGAUUCCCAUCAGGUUGCUGACGGCGCUGACUUAGUGUAUCCAGCACUUGAAAAUAAUGCAUUUUUCAUAAUAACAAAUCAAAUUAAAACUUUUGGACAGAAAGCAAUGACAUGUCCAGGGGUUGAAGGAGUUGAUUCGGCAUGCAAUACGGACAAUGACUGCGUCCCUCUUAAAGCAUCGCCAUCAGAAGUCGGCGUGCACACGGGAAAUUGCCUCAAACAACCUUCAGGAUCUGGCGUCUGCGAACUAUAUGCCUGGUGUCCGUUAGAAAACGAUACACAUGUUCUUAAAGAUGGUCAGCGAACUCUAGAGUUCAUCCGAAAUUACACCGUUUACAUUAAGAAUGACAUCGAAUUCCCAAAGUUUAAAGUCAGAAGAAACAAUCGUGAGGCGUGGAUUUCAAAUGCAACAUUUGGAUCAUGCAGAUACGAUCCGGAUCAUCCUGCUAACAAAUACUGUCCAAUUUUUAAGCUGUCUACCAUCUUUGAUAAAACGGGCGUGGAUAUAAACACGAUUUAUAAAGGUGGAGUAUUGGGAAUAGUAAUUCGUUGGGAUUGUGAUCUUGAUUACGGAGUUGAAUACUGCAAGCCUCAGUAUUCGUUUACAAGCUUGGAGGACUCCGAUUACAAAUUUAGUGGGUUCAAUUUCAGGUAG